CGAGAGGAGGACAAGGACCCAGUCUACAAGUACUUUGAGAGUAUGAUGACGUGCGCCCGUGUCAGAGAGUUUAACAGUAAACCGCCGCCCACAGGUGCUGCCGCCACAGGUCCACCUCUUUAAGGACAAUAACCGUUCCAUCAUCCCCAGCAGCAGAAAGAAAAUUAUCGCUGCCAUCCUCUCACCUCCAAAUAAACCAGUAGUACGAGUGAAAAGUCCCUCCACCCAGGCCAAGAAGCCUAAAGUUCCUGAGCCCACUAGGCAGCUGGAGAUCCAGUCAGAGUGUAACUGGGACCAGCACCGGAAACUGGUCCUGGGGGUUCUGUGUCGACGCAUGACCCAGAACCGUCUGUCCGAACCCUUCAACAUUGGCCCCUACCACGUCCGCCUACUCUCAAACACACACAAACGCAAGGCUGAGAGCACCAUCAUCAUAUUCAAGGUCUGCAUCAGUAAGGCUGAAGACGGUGAUACCGAUGAUAGUGAUGAAUCCGAUAGUGAAGUCACAGACAACAGUAGUGAUGAAGAUGAGGAGGAAGAGGGCAUCCCUAAGCCUGAGGAUCCGGAGAUGCAGGUCGGAGUGACUCCCUUCCUGACAGGAGUGUUGCCAGCAGGCAGACUGAGAGCCAGGAAGAAACAACCAGCCUGCCCUGCUGUAGGACUCAUCCAGGUGAACGGUAAAUCCUACUCCCAGGCCAGACUGCUGCUGGGGCAGAUGGGAGCUCUGCACCCGGCCAAUCGGCUAGCUGCGUUCGUCACCGGCAGGUUGCGCUCUGUAGCCAAAGCCCCUCAGAAGGCCCCUCAAAAGCCUCUAAACUGCAUCCCCAGGGCGAAGAAAACACCUGUGGGUGCUGGGCACUUGAAGCCCGCAGCCACUGCUGUUACUCCUCAAGGCAGUAGUAGCGUUACAGCUAUGGCUAAGAAAGUAGCUUUGGCCCAGAAAGUAUUCCAGACCCCAGCAGGGAAGAACAGGCUUCCUCCGUACAGACCACCAUGGUCCCUAAGUGUCACCAAAUCUAAAGGCAAAACCUCCACCAGUCAAACCACCACAGACUCUAAAGAUCCAGUCGGCUCUCCCCUGGUACCCAUGGCCCCUCCUCCUGCCCCAGGCUCGCCCCCUGGUGUAUCGCCCCCUGGUGUAUCGCCCCCUGGUGUAUCGCCCCCUGGUGUAUCGCCCCCUGGUGUAUCGCCCCCUGCUGUAUCGCCCCCUGCUGGAAAGAUGCUACUACAGACAGUCUCUUCCUCCCAGGGCUGUAAAAUGUAUCGUCAGCCCAACGGACAGUUGAUCAAGCUGGUACCUUUGAAUCGUAUGCGUCACAUAAAGGCCAAGAAUCAAGACAAGCCCACUCGUUUUGCUACCAAGCCGUCCACUCCCAAGACAUUCCCACCUCCCCCCCCUCUCACCUCCAUCCACCCCCCUCGCAGCCCCCCUCCCCACGCUCCCCUCAUCAAAUUCAUCAUGGGCCAGUUGGGUGCCAUCACCCCAUCCCAGACCUCUUCCUCUUCCUCCCCCUUGUCUCUCACUGUCUCCUCCUCCCUGAAGACCCCCAGCUUCCUGGGCCAGACUGGGACCUACUCCUUCAGGAUCUGUCCUCCGACUGCAGGGGACCAGGGCUCUAGGGGUCCAGGCCAGGGCACCGUGGGAGGUCCAGCUGGAGUGUCCCUGCCUGGGGGCUUCACCCUCAUCCAGCUCCCUAAGCCUGGAGGUACUGGAGGAGGUGCUCCCCGGCUACCUGAACUAAUCAGAACCACAGCCGUGGGUUCUGCUGGACCUGGAGAGGUAAAGGCACAGAAGAACCCAAGAGGAACCUCUUCUUCGUCUCCCUUGCAUCUGGCAUUGACACCAGUUAAAACCGACGACCACUCCUACACCCCAGGGUUAAAUACCAAUACAUCUGAUUCCAGAUCAGCUCUAGCCCAGAAAAAGCAGAGUUUGAUUCAGUCAAAGGACCUUAAAUCUGAUUGUAGAUCAGCCAAAGCCAACACCUCUUGUCCCGUGGAGCCCAAUGAGCUGACCUGUGAUGAGCAGAUGCUGUCGGACGAGAGUGAUGCAGAGAGAGGGGAGGUGGGGGAGGGCUCGGGACUAUGGAGCCCAGAAUCGUGGAAGAAAGACACUGAGCUCAGUCGGUUUACCACUCUAAGAAUGCAUGAGAACGGACAUCCUGAUUUUAAGGUCGAGGACUCUGAUUCGGACAACUCGGAAGACUCCUCGCAUGACUCGGAUUCCGACAGUGAUGAAUAUGCCAAUGAGGACGAGGAGGAAGCAGUGGACAUCGAGACGGUGGAGGAGAAGAGACAGGGAAUCACCAUCGCUCAGAUGAGGGCCGCUGCCAAACACACACAAAAAACCAAUCAGGAUGGGGAAACGGCACUAAAACCAAAAGAAAAGCAUCAGACGGAUAUGAGAGAGGAGGAGGGGUCUGGGUCUGGUGAGGGAGGGGGUCGUAAGAACCGCACCCUGACCGAGAGGCUGCGUCGCGGCGAGCACCAGAAGCUCUUCACCAGACUCAAACAGGUGCUGUUCAUGGAAGAACUGGACCCCAAGGUCUCCAAGCUACACCUCCUCUCACAGGCUCUGAAGGAGAUUCGUACCCUGUCGGUGGACUCGGAGUCUCUGGAGGAGAAGAAGAGGAUGCUGACUGAGAUCCAGACUGUCUAUGUCAAGGAGAUCGCAUACAUGUCUGGAAAGCCAGAGGAGCUGAUCAAGGCCAAGCUGAAGGAGAUCUGGGAGAAGAAACGGACUCUAGCUGCCCAGAGGAGAGCAGCUGUCCCCCCUACCUCUAGCCCCACCUCGUCCUCUACUUCCACCCCUAGUCCCAACACCACGACAGUGUCCCAGGUGUCUCAAGCUAGCUCUCUGGGUCAGGCAGGAGCAGCUAGUGGCUCUGUGAAACCAGUGGCUGCUGUUUUACGCACCAAGAGCGGCAAGAUCAUACUUCCUGCUUCCAUGCUUCCCCCUUCCAUGCUUCGUGCUUCCAAACCAGCAGGAAGAUCGGUCUACACAGUGAAAGUUAUGAAGAGACCAACAGUCACCUCCCUCUCAACCCCCACCUCCUCAGCAGCCAAGGAGGUUGUGGAGAAGGAGAGAGCUGCCUCUGGCCCUGAGAAGGACCAGGGGACAGUGUCUGGGGAGGCUGAGCAGCCCUCCGACAGCCCAGCAGCAGAGAGGCCAGAACUAGGUAAGGAGGAACCACAGGCCCCUGUCUGUAAUGGAUCCAUGGAAGAAGAGACUUCCACAGAGAAGGAUAACGGCUCAACUCCAAAAAAGAAGUCACUCAUCAAUAAAAACUCAAUCAAGAGGCUUUCUGGUAUGAAGUGUCCCCUUGUGGAGAUGGCUCCCCUAAACAGUGCCAUCUGGAGGCCGUUGGAGGAACCGCAGAUGGGGGGUGAGAGUGAUGCUGGAGGCUGGGGCCUGUCUCUGACCAAGGGAGAGGCAGCCAUACUGGUGAAGGCGCUCUCUGAACACAAGGGCAUAGUAGUGGGGCGGAAGGGCAAGGAUAGCCCGGUCCAACACAAUGGAAAGAAGAGCUCUGUGACACUGAAGGGCAAGGAUAGCUCAGAACUACAAAAAGAACAGGAUAGCACGGUGUCACAGAAAGAAGCUGAUAGCCUGGUCCCACAAAAAGGAGAGGAUAGCUCGGUCACACCAAAGGAAAAUGAUAGCUCGAUCAUUCAGAAGGCAGAGGUUGGCUUGGUGACAUCAAAGGAAAAGGAUGGUUUGUUGACACAAAAGGGAGAGGGAGGCUCGACAGACAGCUCAGAUGCUCAACUACUGAAGAGAAAACGGGGAAGGCCUCGCUUGGACAUAAAAACAUCACAAACUGAAGAUAUCACUACUAACCCUGCUCCGCGGGGUCGGCCCCGUAAAGCAUCACGGAUUGGGGUGAAUAGCCCUGUGGUAACGACCGGUGACAACGACCAGGCCAACGUGACACAAACUGCAGGUAGUGCUAGUAUCCCUACCUUAGUCACAAGAAUACCCCCAGGUCGAGACACUAACACUGGGGGUGGUGAAAUCCAGCUAACACCAAGGGAACGUAGCCUAAGCCCUACGAGGCGGGGUAGACGGCCUAAAGUAUCUCAGGUUGGGGGUACUACUAGCCCUGUGGUGACAACUGGGCCUGGGGGUAGUACCCCUACCCCAGUGACUCAAGCAGGGGGUAGGCCUGUGAAGAGUGCUGCCGGUAGCCCUACAACUUGGGGUAGGCCACCCAAGGUGCGGAGAGCUGGAGAGGGUUCUAGUCCGGCCAAGAUGACAAGGGAUGCGGUUACUAGCCCUGUAACUCGGGCUGGGUUAAACCCGGCGAGGUGGACUCGUGCUGGGGGGGGUGUCCCUGUGGUGAAGACGGAGGGCAGCCCAACCAAACCACCACGAGGAGGGGCUGGGGUUACUAGCCCUGUAGCAACGACUAAAGGAAGCCCAGGUAAAACGCCACAGGCUGUGGGUCGGCCUGGAACACGACAUGUGACCCGCGCUGUAUCGGUGAAGGGCCUUGUCAGUGGGAAGAGGACAACAAGGUCUGAUAAGGCCUAGUGAAACUGAGACUAAGGCUGCAUUUCCACACUGUUUCCAUUGGUGCAUCUCGAUACUGUAGUAGUCUAAAAUGGCUUCCACAACUUGUUUUCUCUCCUCCCACUCCGAUGCCACUGCAUUUCAGCCUAGCUCUAACCAGAGGAGCAAGAGAAUCAUACUCCUAACAGACCUGCCAUUAACUGUCAUUUAAAGCUAGAAUCCUUAGUUGCUGCAUCCAUUGAUUCUUGAAGAAUAUAACUUAUAAUUAAAUGCCUCAUGAGCUUAGUUCAACUGUCAUACCUCAUCAGAACCCCAAAUAUAAGCUUGUUUUACUCCAGUGUUUGUAAAAAGUAAAUGUAAACCAACGCUGUAUAGCCUCAACGUGGUAAACAUGUUUUAUAUCUUGGAUGGUUAGUCAUUGCAUCCAUAGCUUUUUCUAUGAAUUUGAGUGGUUACAUUUCUCCAGGCCCGUCCCUCAGCUGCUUUUUAUUUUUUUUACAAAACAGAGGCGGGGAAUCGCUUUGUUAUUGUUUCAAUUAAGGAUUCAAGCUUUAAUUUGUGGAAAGAGGUCCUGAAAUCCCAUUGAGACCACCGCAUGUGCCUGUUCACAAAUCCAAAGGACCCUGGACAUUUAUGCCUGUGUGAGUUAACCCUCUCUUAGCUUUAGCACUCAUCUGCCUUCUCUGGAACACAACAAAGUAGACAAUAACUUACACCUAAAGGACAGUCCAUUUUCCCAACAUCCUAAGUCUUUGAGCAAAACAUUAAAUUAAUGUACUGUAUGAAUGUACUGCAGGUUUGACUGCUGUUUGAGCCGUUGUACAGGUACAUAGGACGUUAGCCCCAUAUUGGGGUGAAUGUGACACGUCAUGCAUUUUUGAUGAAGUCUUGUUAUUAUGUUCUAGAAAGUUGAUUUAUUGUUAUUUAAUCAUCAAACCACUAAUUUUUGAAGAUUACGGUAUAGGGAAGGUCUGUAUUUUUUUUCUCUUCAGUAUCACGGUUUGUUCAUGACUUCACUCCCUGUGUCUUUAUUAAUGUAGGGGUGUGUGUUUUCUUCGAUUUAACUUACAAAAUAAUGGACAUGCAUGAACAUGACAACAAAACAGAUCAAUUACUUUCUGGCCCAAUUGGCCAUGAUCAAUAGGCCCUGAAAAUCAUUCAUUUGAGAUGUACAACAUUCAUGUUUGUUCAUGUCAAAAACACUGUAAAUGUUCUUUCUAUGCCACUGUAAAGACUUUUUGUAUUAUAGCUGUGGUUGGUGCGUCCAGUCUUUCAAUUACACUCUUGGUUCCCAGGCCUAUGAAUUAAAAAAAAUCUGAAUUAGCACUUUAAAUCUUCUAUAACUUCUACACUGUCACAACCAUGUUGAAUGUUUUGGUUUACCUUAUGGAUUGCUUCCCCAUCUGUUUUCCAAUGGUACUCAUUUUUCAAUGAUUCUUAUGUCUGAUUUUUGAGGAACUUAUGCAUAACGUAAAAAAAACACCAAAAAAACAGUAUUUGUAGUCAAUACAUUUGUAUUUCAACCUUGUGUGUGUGCCUCAUCAUGACUUAAUCUAAGCUAUAUUGUAAUCUAUGAAAAUAACCUUUGUAAAUAUGUGUUUUAUUUUUUAUAUAAGUCUGUCUUGUUGUAUAAUGUUCCUCUUUCCUUUUUUUGUAAAGAAAUGACCGUUUUACUUAAGUCACUCAGAUGUGCUGGCAAGAUACUGUGGCCUUUAAAGGAAUAAACCUGUACAUGCA
Molecule: messenger RNA, 6250 nt
Organism: Salmo salar (Atlantic salmon)
Lineage: Eukaryota; Metazoa; Chordata; Actinopteri; Salmoniformes; Salmonidae
Source: RefSeq, a predicted model, not a curated record